AUGCGUGACUGGUCUGGCGGCCUUAUUGUGGGCCAGCAGAAGGACACUGACUUUGGUGCGUCAGCCAUGGCUGGCGUCGUGGAGGAUCUUUCAAUUGCCCAGCCGCCGACGACUUUACUGGAUGCCUGGGAGGAUUCGCCCACAGGCACGCCAGAGACGUUCUUGGCGUACAUCCAGCGGGAUGUUAAUUGUUUGGCCGAGGAGACAAUGAGCGUGAGGCUGCAAUCGCUUCAAAAGCUGGAGCGAAUUCUCGUCCGUCAGGGUGACACCCUGGCCACCGACGUGCUCGAUGCCGUCUUCGAUGCCAUGCUGAAACCACUCCUGAAGCGUUUCAAGGACAAGAGCGAGAAGUGCCGCGAGCUGGCCGUUAAGAUUCUCCGCAGUCUGGUGGAGAACACCUCGGACCUGGCGGCAGCACUGCCUUACAUUUUUCCAACCCUGGUGUCCCGCCUUGGCUGCGAGGACUUAGAUGGUGUUGCACACCUACCAGAGAUCAUGCGGCCGGAUCCGGAGCAGAAGCCAACGGAGAUAGCACGGCCUGUGGAGGAUAGUGAGGAGGUGCGCCUGGAGCUUGGCCACUUCGUUGCCUCGCUGUUGCAACGGUGCAGUCCCAUCCAGAUCUACUCCUACAUUGACGAGGCGACCGGCCUCAUCCGCGCCCAAGCAAUGGAUCCCUUUCACGGGGUGAAGGCUUUGGCCUGCGAGACCAUGGUCACCUUCUGCUACAACAACACGGAGAUGUUACUGCACUUUGCUCUCCCGCUUGCUCGGUCGCUCACGUCUUGCCUUACUCACAACCAUGCUAAGCUACGCAUAGCUGGCCUGCGUGCCAUCACCGCCUGCCUCUGGUGCGGCGUUUGGAAGCAUAACUUCGAGAUCUUUGAGGUCCUCAUGGCGUGGCAGGAUCCCAACAAGGUUCCGAUCAAAGCUUUCUACGAGGGUGUGACCAAUGUAAACUACAUGUCCACACUGAGCUUCGAUCGCCACCCGGCUGUUCGACGCUUCUGGUUCGAGACGCUGGCAUACUGGAUGCUGCGCUGUGUGGACAAGGUUGACUUGGAACCCUACAUCGCGCCUUAUCUCCUGACCGGCCUGUGCGACGAGAACGAGGAGAUCGCUUUAGAAGUCUUCUGGCUCAUCGAGCGAAUCGGCGAGGCCUAUGAAGAGGAGCACGAGGAGGAUUUGCGGAAGACAAAGCAAUAUGGCUUUGACUACUCCUGGACAUACAGCGGACGUGCUUUUGUGCCCUUUCCGCUCCAGGGCAUUUGGGGUGGCGGCUCGUCUGUCCCAAGACACAUCAGGCGUGCUGGAGCACAGGGCCCUGACUUCCUGGGACAACGCCCUUUGCCGGCGCACCAGCAUCGGGACGCGAACCCGGGCGCAUGCAGUAGUGAAAUCGCGGAAGACGGGGCGGUGCCGGAUGCCCGCUCCUUGGGAGCUCCCACAGAGCUCCCAAGUCGUCACCCGGUGUCUUCAAAGGGAGGGCGACACCUGCUGGCCGGACGCUUGUCUGCAUUCGACGCCAAAGGACUUUCGGCAGCUUGCAGUGUAUCGUCGCCUGCCGCGGCCGCGGCUGGGCUCGCGGUCCUGGGCGACUGCACAUCACUGAAUGCCGGCCGUCUGCUGUGCAUGUCCCUCGCGUACACAGAAGAAGGUGUCACAGAGUGGCUGCAGCCCAUGAUGGCAACCCUGGUCAAGUUUUAUUCUGGGCGGGCCUGGGCGGCCGGUGAUCCCAGGGCCAUGCAGACUUACAGCACCGUGUGCAAGUUGCUGGGUGCCUUUUUGGAGCCGGCUUCAUUGUGGACGCAGCUGAGGGGUGCCCUCGAUGCGGACUCGACCUUGGAUCUAGAUCAGCGCAUUGCCAGUGUCCGGAUCCUGGCCAUGGCGCUCGAGGGGCAUGUGGAGGUCUUGCAGAGCAUCCAGCCCCCGGACCCCUCGCUGCGGCUGGGUCAACUCGAGCCCGUCCUGCCAGAGCUGAUUGAUGCAAUCCAUUCUUCAGACUUGCUGCUUUCACCAACGCCGGAGUCACGGGAGGCGAUGUGGAUGGUCCUCUUCGCCUUCCUCGAACCUCUCCGGGUUUUCCUCACGGAGUCGCAAGUUUCUCAGCUGUUGUUCAUCUCCCUGGCACUGGCAUCAAAGGCUCCCGUGGAGGAGCUGCCGGAACCCUCCAAAACCAAGAGGGCCGCGGCACCGACUAGUCAGGUGGAGAGCGAGGAAGUCUUGGACUCCCAACAGCUGGAACGGGCCCUGGCAGCUCUGAGCACUGGCCUGGUGGAGGUGACAUCCAGCCUUGAUUCCUUGGAUGACGAUUUGGACUUGGCAACGGAUAUGCCGCCCUUGCAGCGCUUGUUUGAGAAGGCCUUGAGCCACGUCCUGGACCGAGCGGAGGAUUCUUUCCAGGUCUUCCGAAGCGUGCUGCAUCUGAGUCCAGGCGAGGUUCUGCUGAAGGUAGCGCAUCGGGAGCAGAUUCUGUCGCUCCUUGCCGGCUUCGCUGGUACUGCCUCAGCGCCGGAGACGCGUGCUGCGGCGCAGGCUCUGGGCGUGCGCCUAGCCCUCCGAAUUGCAGAAGCUGGUGGCAGCGGAUUUGCCGGGCAGGUGCUCCAGCUCUUGGGCACGGCGCUUAUACAGGCUUCACAAGGUCCCACCUACCGUGCCCUGUCAGUGCCUGUGGCCUUGGCGGGAUGUGCGGCGUGGCGACGCUUCUUCCUGCGCCAGGGGGCGCAUUUGGCUUUCGCUCCGCAGGCUGGAGACGAAGGAUCCAGCAUUCUGCAAUGGAUGCUGUCGACCUUUGCGGACCAGGAGCUUUACAAGCGCCUUCACCUGGCCAUGGAGCAUGCGGAGAAGGUGCUGACAGGGUCCAGCCAAGAAGAUUGGGUACUGGAGAAGGCCAGGCAAAUCCGGCUCGAGUCAGAGAGACAAGCAGCAGUGCUCAGGGGGGCUGCAGCUUCAACAGCGCUUGUGGCACUCCGGCAGGGGCUGCGAACACUGAAGAGGGCUCCUUGGUCUGCGGAAGGAGGCCGCUCUCUCUUCUUGGCAGUUGCCUCCACACUUGGCGUAGCACCGCACACGCUGGAACCGCCCUUCGUGCGGCCAACGCCCCCAGCGCUGCUUCUCUACACAGCGGAGCUGCUCCAUUUGCUCUUGCACCUGCCCGCAGAUGCAGAGGACAUGGAGGCCAGCGUGGAAAUG
Messenger RNA from Symbiodinium pilosum, 3189 nucleotides. NCBI's taxonomy places the organism in Eukaryota, Dinophyceae, Suessiales, Symbiodiniaceae. The record is from the annotation of a GenBank genome assembly.